AAUUCAAAAUUUUCUUAAACUCAUCAAAAGUAAAAUUCAUACGCAUCAUACGAAUAAUUAAAGCAAAAUGUCUACACAAAAUAUUUGAGCAUGCAGUGGAAAAUUUAAUAAACUACAUACAUUACCUACCUAUUAUUUUAUAUUUUGUCUACAUCAACAUCAACGAUUAACGAAAAGCCAGCAACAAACGGUGAACCACAAGCAAAGCAACCAGUCAUUCAGCCAACGACCAUCGACUUUCAUCGCAAUUCGCUCUCUUCUCAUUAUGUUGCGUCGCAACAAAGCAAAAAAAAUCUGAGGGGCAUCGGUAUUAGUCGGUGACUGUUGUGUCGGAACAGUAGUAGCAGUGUUGGUGCUACCCUUCAUCAUCAACAGUGAACAAGAAAACAGAAAAAAAUAUACUAAAUAAAACAAAAAAAUAAUAAAAGUGUUCAUAGUCGCGCGCGCCGCUGUUCUUUCUAUCUAUCGUAACGUCACCGGUUCUCACAUUGUGCACCACUCGUCUGCUCGUUUGUUGGCCGCUUACUCGUUCGCACGUUUACGACCGAAAUAAAUUUAAAAGCGAAAGAAUAAGUGUAUGUGAGACAAAGAUAAAUAGUGGAAAAGAAAUAAAACAGUAACAGUAGUGCAACAAGGGCACUUCCUAAUUCCUACCUGUACGUCAGACCGUUAUAACGUGUGCAUGUGUGUAUGUGCUUUGCGAGUUUAUCAAUUCGCUUUCGCAUAGUAUGCGAUACACGGUAGUUGAUGAAAGCAUAACCAAAAGUUAUAAACGGCAAAAUAACGAUAGCACUAUAUAAUUUAUAUGAAUGUAAGAGUAACUGAGCAAACGACACAGUAAUGACGUAGGUACGUUAGAGAAAAUAAAGCAAAAAUAUCGUUUAGUUAUUCAAAAUACAGAAGCUACGAAGCUUUUGUCUUGCGUGGUGCUGCUGUGUAGUUCUCAUUUAAUUGAAAUUUUUGCUGAGACGCAAAUUGCUUAUUAUCAACGAUAAUUGAGAAAAUGAGGAGCUGUUGUGUUAAAAAAAUACAUGAACUAUGACGCAUCAAAAUCAUCAGACCAACGGCGCUAGUUUGGAGGAUUGCCAUACAAACUUCUUUGCCCUGACUGAUUUAUGCGGAAUUAAAUGGCGUAAGUUCGUAAACAGCGAACGAGUAAAUGCGUCAAGUGAUCCAUUAGAUGAUCCCAUCCUGCGCUCCUAUUCACGAUGUAUGCAAGCUGACAUUCUAUGUGUGUGGCGCCGCAUACCGUCCACCAAGCAGGAUAAUUCGGAUUUAAAUCCGAUUUUUGAGAUUAGCACAUCGAAAGUUCAUCCACCACUUUCGUUAGCCGCCGCCAAAGAAUUAUGGAUAUUUUGGUAUGGCGAAGAACCAGACCUUAGUGAAUUGGUGGAUGCGGAAUUGUUGAAAGUUGCCGCAAAUCAAGCACUUUGGAAUGGAACAUGGGAACGAGGUCUUACCUACGAGUGCCGCUCACUAUUAUUCAAAGCUUUGCACAAUUUAAUGGAGCGGUUCGUGUUGACCAAAGAUAUUGUGCGUUUUGGUAAAUGGUUUGUUCAACCGUGUACUUCCAAUGAUCGACUCUUUGGCCGAAGUUCUCAGCACCUUUCAUUCUCGUUUACGUUCUUUGUGCACGGCGACACGGUAUGCGCAUCGAUCGAUUUGAGGGAACACCCUGCGGUGCGGCCCUUAUCAAAGGAGCAUUUAACUGAAGCAGCGGCGGCUUUUGCUGCCGCUGGUAAUUCGCAAACACUGUCGCAAUCUCAUGAACAUGGCAAUGUAACGAAUUUGCCAGAAGAUGUGGCAAGUCCACACAGCCCCAAUAGUGGCGGGGCUGUGGGAGACGGUGGCACCAACUCAAACUCUCCGAAUUCCUCCACUACACCCAAGCCGCGACGAGUAAUACUAGCGCCAUUUGGUAUGGCGGCAACACUAACCGGCAAUAGUUUUAAAGCUACAGAUCCAAUGGCCGAGAAGAUCUUAGAAGAUUGGGCAUCAUUUUUCCCACUGUGCAAUAAGGAAAACUCUGAUGUGCCACCGGUGGUUGAAGUUGUGUCGGGCGGACAUAAAAUGUAUCAUCCCUCAAUUUAUGUACUAGUCACUGAUUUGGAUGACAUGGAGGAAAUGGAAGCGGCUGCGUCGCAAAAGGGCUCAUUGGGCACAACAUCUUCGGCGGAGGCUGCCGCACUGGCGGCUAUUUCAUCUGCGAAUACAAAUGAAUUUACAGGCAACAGCCGAAAGUCCACAUCAACGCAACAACCCGCUAGCUUGCAACAACAACAACUGCAACAGCAAAUGCACACUGUCACUACUGUAACAACAGUUGCCACAUCGUGCAGUCAAGCAAACAGCAGUGGGGUUGGCGGAAGUAAUGGCAUUAACAGCAAUAGCAGUAUUGCAAUGGUUGAGCAACAUUUGCAUGAACUGUCAGCAAGAGCGCAACCCUACUAUGACACCACGGCGAGCAGUUUUACUAGCAACACAACUAAUACUCACGCCUCACCACAGGCGGCUACCGAAAUGCCAGAGCGCGUAUGGCAGGAUUGCAUAACGAAUACGUUGCAUGUGACAUAUGCGGCCAGCGUUGCUGCCACAGCAAUGAGUACUGGCGCCACAACCGCUCAAAUAACUUGUUCAUCCCUCUCUACUACCACCGGCGGAGUAACAACCACAACUGCCACAGGCAGUGGUACAGUAGGUGGCGAGGAUUGCAAUUCCACCAGUGGUAAUAAUGGCAACAACGACAACAAUGCCGGCAGCGUUGGCGGUGCUGGCAACAGUAGUGGCGGUUGUAGUUCCAUGGACACGCAAAAUACCAACACAAAAAUUGGCGACGCCAAUGAAGUGGAGGCCAAGCUACGCAUGCAGCAAAUGCAAUUUUGGGGAUUUGUUGAUCCAACGGAAAAGACACCCUGUUCAUGCACAAACAGCAAAAAAACUGCAGCUUCUACUACUUCUUUGUCAAUGACAUCCCCUAUAUAUAGUGUUUCCGGGCCGGCUUCGUCAGUGCGUCUGAGCAACAGCAUGAUGAUGGCAUUGGGUGGCAAAAUGCACACCGGCUCGACGGGAUGCGGCAGCGGCAGCAGCAGCAGCAACAGCUACAGCUACAACAAUAGCCACCAACAACAGCAACAAUAUCGUACUGCUACACCAACAACAUUCUUUUCGUCGCCAUCAACGGCAACGGCAACAGCGUCAUCGUCUUCGUCUGUAUACCACAGCAAUGUAAAAAGUAUUACAUCUCGCACAACAGUGUGUAUUCCAUUCCAUCGGCGACAACAAUAUGACUUAUACAGCACCGAUAACAGCAUCACUACUGGCGGCGGCGGCGGCAGUAACUAUUUGAAUACAAAUCUAUGCAAUUCGCUAUUGCGGUGUCGUAGCGAAAGCGUUGGCGGUGUUGGCGGUGGCGUUUGCUUUGACGCCGUUGACGGUGCAGUGGACACAGUAGACGCUGCCGCAGCUGCUGCUUCCAAUGGCAUCACUACUAUGCAUUAUCAAACUUCAGACACCAUACCAAAGCAAAGAACUUUGAAUCCCGCAUCGAUGACGCCGCACGACACACCGCACGGCGGCGCUUCAACUUAUUCGCGCAACUCUGUGGGCGACUUGAUGCCUGUGCCCUCGGUGGGUUCGCCUGGCACACCCGCACAAUCGCCUCAUCCGAACUCAACGCUAUCACAGCCAACGUCUGUACCACCAGCCGAUCAAUUGUUAACAAUGAGCCCACGUGCACCACCAUCCGUACCGAAUUUGCAACAACCACCAACACCGAUUGAUCAUCUAUUGGACAAGAAUACACCGGCACCCACACCCACCGAUCAGCACGAUAAUAAAAGCAUCACUACAUCGCCUUAUGUGCGGCCUACGCCAAGCGUAGAGCCGCCACCCUCUGUUGAGGCGGGUAAUGGUGGCGGUGGCGUGACUGGCGUGGGACCAAAUGGACCUGGCAGCGUGCCACAACCACCAAGUGUCGGGCGUAGCACUCCGACUAUAAGCGGCCAACAACAGCAGCAACAACAACAACAAGGUUCACAACAGUCACAAGCACAAAUUAUGGGCACGGGCACAACGGGUUCGGCUGGUCCCCAAUGUGGCACUAUAAGCAUUAAGAAAUUCGAGAUACAACAACCGUCAUUGAGCACACUAAGUGCUGAUCAAAUUAAAACCGAACCGGGUUAUGCGCCGACACCAUUGUCGGGUAGCGGUAGUCGAAAUGGUCUGCCAGUAGUUUCCACGUCGUCUGCCAUAUCGGCGGCAGAUGCGAUCAACGAUUAUUGGAAAUCGUUUAAGAUGCCAGAAAUAAAAGUAAAGGAUAUCGAUAGUUUCGCCAAUGAUGACUGCUCAAAAUAUAAUGUACUGUAUGAUUUCACGUAUCAGAAUGCUUGGGCGAAUCAUCCAAUGAAACGUUUCAAGCUCAACGAUGUGACCAAACCGUGUCGCAGCAUGUGUACCAAAAAUCUCUACGAAGGUCAUACUCACUCGAAACCGCUUAUGCCGUCACCGGGCUCGAUAUAUGGUUCGCAGCUACUCUCUAUAGAUGCCUCCCUCAAUUCGCUAACUAGUUCCGCCAUGAACGCAGCGUCUGCGAGUGGUAGUAGCAGUGGUGGUUUGGUGGGCAUAGCCGCGCAUUGUGGCAAUUUGACAAAUAUCAAGGAGGAAAAUGUGGGUAGUGAUGGCAAUGGUAAUGGCGGCGGUUAUUUCCGCGGGCUCGACAUACAAACUACAGAUGCGCUACAGGGUACAGCUUCGCCUUGCAAAGAUGGCAAAAGCAGUGCCAGUGGUGAUCUGUAUACCGCUGAAGGCCUAAAUCCAACAAUGAACGAUCUUGAGCAGCUGUUUGAGACAUCAAACGAUGGCUGCGGCAGCGUGCAAAUACAUACACCGCCCGACUCGAACAACCCAUCCAAUGGCUCUACCGCAACGACCACAAUUGACGAUCUUAAGCGCAGCACUGCAGUUGCUGCUGCUGUGAACGCCAGUGCUGUCGCAAUCGCUGCGUUGCAAAACUGCACAAAUACACCGAAUGCUUCGAAUAGUAUAGGUAAUAAUGGUAGCAGUAAUGGAGGCGGUAACGGCGGUUCCAGUAUGGCGGAAGAUCUGACUAAGAUGUUUCCUACACCACCAUCACAUGAACAGCACCAUCCUAAUUCCAGCCCGUGCCAAAUGGACAUCCAAAUGACGGAUCUCAGUGUAAUUACUGCAGCAACCGCAAUAUCGGGGGGCUUGGAUGCCGGUAUGGGCGGUAUGAUUAAAAUCAAACAAGAAUAUUUUGCCGAACUGGGUAGCCCCGUUGAAGAGCCAAUUGAAGAUUGGUCAUAUGUUUAUCGGCCGCCAAAGCGUGCAAAGUUUGUGGGCUCAUCCAAAUACGCGCCUCUAACAAACCUACCUAGUCAAACGCUGCCGCCACUGGCGUUACCAACAAAUUGCACCUAUAAACCAUCAUGGACAACACAGAAAUCACGUGCUGUGGUCGCUGCUCAAGCUGCGGCAGCACAACAGCAGCAACAACAACAGUUACAGCAACUGCAACAACAACAUCAACAACUACACGAACUACUCUCAGCAGCGCCGCGCACACCACUACAGCAACCGCGCACACCCUUGGGCCCCAUACCAUCACCAAUGCACUCCAACACGGUGCCCACACCGUUGAGCAGUGGUGGUGGUGGCGUCGGCAGUGGAAAUAAUCUUCUGCUGAAUCAACUUAACUGUCCGCAGGCAGCACUCACAAAUACGCCCGGCAGCACGAGUAUGCAGCAAAUGAUGCAACGGGCCGGCAUGUCACCGAUAUCACCAUCACCCGCCUCGGUGGUACCGUUUCCCAUGAUGCAACCACAACGGCAUCCACCGCCACCUUAUGAAAUGGCUGUGGCCAGUCCAGCCACCUCAACAUCCUCGUAUUUGAAUAAACAGUAUCAUUCGCAGGAGCAUCCUCCAACACCGCAAAGCGUUGGUAUGCCUUCAACACAUCUUCCUAGACCGCUAAGCGCAGCGGGUAAUCUGCCAUCAACCGGUGUUGCGACUGGCGCCGUGGUGGCGCGUGAGUUGCCCGAAGUUAGCUCUUUGAUCGUGAAUAUUCUGCUAUAUGACACAGCGUUGAAUGUCUUUCGAGAUCACAAUUUCGAUAGCAGCACCGUUUGUGUGUGUAAUGCGGAUUCUCAGAAAGUGGGUAACAUACGUGGUGCAGAUUCAGGUGUUUACGUGCCUCUGCCAGGUGGAAGCUUUAAUCCAUUACCGCCUUCUUCAAAUGCAAGCGGGAACCCAGCUGUUGCCGGCAUCAGCGGAAAUAGCGGUAGUGGUGGUGGGGGAGCUGCCGCAGGAAGUAUGCGCCUGUUAAGUGCCUUUGGCGGUGGCAGUGCUUUGGAUUCACCAGCAUCGCUGCCAGGAACAUCGGGGCACACGGGUUCAGGUUCAUCUUCAUCUUCGAACACACCUGCCAGCAAUCAACAUAUUACGGGGUACGUGGACGACGAUCCGGUAGAUUGUACCUGCGGUUUUAGUGCUGUAGUCAAUAGGCGACUUGCAUUUCGAGCUGGUCUCUUUUACGAGGAUGAGAUGGAGAUAACGGGUGUUGCCGAAGAUCCCGCCCGUAACAAGAAACAGUCAUUACCUUCCCUGAUAGCAAAUUUGGCGGCUGCUCUCACGCCAACUGCUGUGAAAUUGACGUCCUCUCUAGCCAUUAAGGGCGCUAACACAUUGUUACCUGCACAAGCAGACAAGGCUAACCACGUACAGCCCGAUGCGCAAGCACUCCAACAUGCGCACGUCAUCUUUGAUUUAUUACUUGAACAAUGUUCCAUCAUACAAACGUCUAGCAGUGCAGUACACCGAGCUUUACAACGUCACCGACAUCGUUUAGCUCGACAAAGCCGACAACCACAAUCGGUGGCUGCCAUUUCCAAUGUGUUAGAAUUCGUCGACGCGAACGAUGUAAUAUGUUUGGCACUUGAGCAGGCGAGAUUAGCUUUCGAAAGUAACCGUAUGGAUGUGAAUGAAUUUUCCAGCCAAAACCAGCUCUCACCUUUCGACCCUAGCCGUCCUGGCGCGGCCAAACGGAAUCAUCAACUCUUUGGUGGCAGACUAACAGUGCAUAAGUGGCCGUACAUUCCAGUUGGAUUUUCACGCAGUAACAAAGAGAUUGUGCGCACCAUGAACUUCAUACAACCCAUGUUGCAAAAUGCAUUCCAUUCGAAAUCUCGCAGUGCGGCGGGCAGCAAAGAUGCUACUUACACAGUAAGCGGACCAUUGACCUGGCGACAGUUCCAUCGCUUGGCUGGACGUGCUUCUGGACAAUGCGAACCACAACCGAUACCAUCGGUGAUAGUUGGACAUGACAAGGAUUGGGUUUCAGUAGCACCACUAGCCAUACACUAUUGGGACAAACUUCUGCUGGAACCCUAUGCGUAUGCGCGUGAUAUUGUGUAUCUGGUUGUGUGUCCGGAAACUGAUUUUGUGGUGCAGAAUACGCGAACAUAUUUCAGAGAAUUGAGUUCUACGUAUGAAAUGUGUAAGUUGGGUCGUCAUACGCCCAUUCGCGGUUGGGAUGGUUUGUUGACGGUGGGUCCACGUUCGCCCACAGAUAAUACACCAAAUAGCACACCACUGGACGAUUGGUUGCGCACCUUAGAUAAUACCGCUAUAGCCGAAAAAAUACGAUUGUAUGCGAGCGCGUUUCAUAACCAAAUAGCGCCGUACCUCAAUCGUGUGCCCGGCGACAAGACGUUGCUUAAUCCACCUGAGAAUAGCAGUUGUCAACCGGGAGCAGGACGCGAACGUGGCACCACUAGUCCAAUGGGCAGCAUGAGUUCGAUACACAGUUCGGUGAGUGGUGUUGAUCAAGACAAAACGCAUACAUCGCCCAAGAUCGAGGGCAUGGAUCAACAGCAGCAGCAACAACAACUCCAACAUCAGCAGUUGCAACAUCAACAGCAACAACAACAGAAUUCCUCCGAAUCGAUCGACAUGAAGCCAGACAUCAAACCCGACACAAAACCACCAAUUGUACUAAGCGAUCCUUUGGGUAUGGGUGAAACAAUGGAAGAUAUAAACCCACCGGCAAUUGUGCUCUACGUAGUUGAACCUUUCACAUUCGGUUCCGACUCACCAGAAUUGGAGCGUUUAGCUUGUAUAGCCUUGUUGCGUUGCUAUGCUGAGCUAUUAAAGUCCAUACCGGAUUCGGUACGUGCAAAUAUCAAUAUUCAAAUCAUAUCGUUGGAAUCGAUAGUUGAAUUGGGACGAUCGCGUACACGAAAACGUUUCUCCGACGAAAUUCGUUGCUUGGCGUUGAACAUAUUCUCGCAGUGUCGUCGACAUAUGGUGCACACGCAGGCCGUGAAGAGUCUGACCGGUUUCGGCACAGCCGCCAAUAUGGAAGCAUUCCUAAAGAGCAAAGACGACAAGAAUCGACAACCAUACAAAAUGUACACACCGCCGUAUGUAUUGGCGCCAAUGCAUGAGAAAAAUGACAAGACAGACUUCUCCCGCCAAUCAUCCAGUAUGCGCGCACUGAACGAGCAAAAGUAUUCAGUCAUGUAUUGCAACUAUUGUCUGAGUGAAGAUCAGAGUUGGUUGCUCGCGACCGUGACCGAUGAUCGUGGUGAGAUGUUUGAAAAGAUCAUCAUCAAUAUAGAUGUACCGAAUCGUGCGCGCAGACGUAAGGCACCGGCGCGACGUGUGGGACUCAAGAAGCUGAUGGACUUCAUAAUGGGUUUGAUCUCACAGACAGCGCAUCAUUGGCGGUUGGUUGUGGGCCGUAUUGGACGCAUCGGUCACAGCGAACUAAAAUCAUGGAGUUCUUUGUUGAGUAAACAAAAUCUACAGAAAGCUUCCAAGCAACUAAAGGAUAUUUGUAAGCAAUGUUCCUUCAUGUAUCCACCUGGUAUACUCAGCGCCUGCUUGGUGACGUUGGAGCCAGAUUCAAAACUGCGCGUAAUGCCUGACCAAUUCACACCGGAUGAGCGGUUUUCGCAGAUUUCCAUGCAGAACCCGCUAUCCACUCCACAAGAUGUAACAUGCACACACAUACUAGUAUUCCCGACAAGUGCCGUUUGCUUGUCAUUUACACGUCAAUUUCAAAAUGAGCCACAAGUAGAUUUGGAAAAUGAUAUCAUAUUCGAUGAUGAUGACGAAAAUGGCGGCUUCACUGAUGCUGAGCUCAUGGGUGAUCUGCUCGAUUGGGAUCCUCAACCUGGUCGCUUAUCGAAUCACUGCAGUCCCGAUCGCAUGGAAGAUAAUCGCAGCUGGCCAAGUGCCGGUGGCAAUAACUUCAACUCGGCACAGCAACAGGAUGUUGAAGAGGUGGGCUCAAUAAAUCAGCAACCGCUAGCCGUGGGCUACAUGGUUUCUACAGCGCCAACUGGACGCAUGCCUUCCUGGUUUUGGGCAGCUUGCCCGCAUUUGGAAGAUGUUUGUCCUGUAUUCUUGAAAACGGCAUUGCACCUCCACGUGCCAAACAUACAGACCGCCGACGAUAUACUUAACUCGACAAAUGCGCAUUCGUCAGCCAUAGAUCAUCCACUGGAUUCCUCACUCACUGCCGAUGUAUUGCGUUUCGUGUUGGAGGGUUACAAUGCCUUAUCCUGGUUGGCAUUGGACUCCAACACACACGAUCGUCUCUCGUGUUUGCCAAUUAAUGUGCAAAUGCUUAUGGAUCUGUACUAUCUGACAGCAGCGAUUAUGUAAAAGCUACAAUUUAAGCAAACAAAAACCCACGUCAGAUUGUAUAUAUAUAUAUAAAAUAUAUAUAGAAAAAGUGUCGUCAAUUGUGUAUUGUAAUAUAUAUAUGCGCUAAGUAGUUAAUAUGCGAGGAAAUGAGUUAAUGUGCAGUAUUUUUAUACGAUAAAUGUGCAAGAUGUCGAUAAUGCGUAUUCAAUAAUGAUUGUUGCAAUUUUAGGUAUUUUAUUAGUUUAAAUUAAAGUGAACAAAAACUAAACAAAACAAACAACAAGCAUUCUAAACAAAUUGGUCGUUGCAAUUGCGUGUGUUUCGAGUCUAAUUUUGUGUGUUUUAUAUAUUUAUUAUAAUAAUGUUUGAUAGUUUAUACUUUUGUGAUAUAAAGUUGAGGUUAAGAACCGAAAUCAAAUAAUUUCAUACAUACACUUCCAUAUGCACACAUGUAACUGCAAAUACUUCAAUAUUUGAUAUGAAUUUCGUCAUAAUACAUACAUAUACCCAAUGUGCCGUUCAAUAUGCAAAGAAACGAUUUUCGAUACUUAUAACCGUCGAACGUUCUAAACGGUGUAAGCAUUUGUGUGCUUCCGUUUGCCAAACUUCCAGACUCCAAUUUGCUCUUACAAGUCUACGCCAUUUAUUUAUUAUUAUUAUUUUUUUUGUCAUACUAGGCAAGUUUUUGGCAUAUUAUUAUUUUA
Molecule: messenger RNA, 10370 nt
Organism: Bactrocera tryoni
Lineage: Eukaryota; Metazoa; Arthropoda; Insecta; Diptera; Tephritidae
Gene: skd
Product: mediator of RNA polymerase II transcription subunit 13
Exons: 14
Coding region: 1039-9684 (2881 amino acids)
Biological process (GO): regulation of transcription by RNA polymerase II
Cellular component (GO): mediator complex
Molecular function (GO): transcription coregulator activity
Source: RefSeq, a predicted model, not a curated record